CGGACAAUGGCGUCCGUCGGGGCUCGGAGGCCCUGGCGGGCCUUUCCUCCGCCGUCCAAUCCGCUUCUUCUCCACCGCCCGGGGGGGCGGGACGGCGCGUGCGUAGUGCGGAGCGGCGCGCUGGGACGGGGCGUGGGUGCUGGGAGGCCCGUCAGUCGGGUCGAGUCGCUCGGUCCUGUCAGGUCGGCGAGCGGCGGCGAUGGGCGCCGGGCGCGCCAGGGCGUCGCGGCUGCUGCCUCUUCCGCCUCCGACGCUCGCCUGAGAGACAUGGACGACGAGACGGAACCGCCGCUGCCGUCCGGAGCAGGACGGAGGCCAACGGGAGCGCCGCGGCCUCCUCCGCCGCCGCCUCCCCCUCCGCCGCCGCCUCAGAAUGGUUUCUACCGGGAGCCACCUUCUGAACACGACCCGCCUCCCGCUACGGAUGUUGAACCGAUCAACUCCCCUUCCUCCGCGCUUCCCUUGAACGCUGGCAGCGCCUGGGCAGAGCAGCGCACCUGCCUGAUUUGCGGCGACCGCGCCACCGGCUUGCACUACGGCAUCAUCUCCUGCGAGGGCUGCAAAGGCUUCUUCAAGCGCAGCAUAUGCAACAAGAGGGUCUACCGGUGCAGCCGUGACAAGAACUGUGUCAUGUCCCGCAAGCAGCGCAACUGUUGCCAGUACUGCCGCCUGCUCAAGUGCUUGCAGAUGGGAAUGAACCGGAAAGCGAUCCGCGAAGACGGGAUGCCUGGAGGAAGGAACAAAAGCAUCGGACCCGUCCAGAUCUCCGAGGAGGAGAUUGAGAGGAUCAUGUCCGGGCAGGAAUUCGAAGGCGAGGCCAACAUCUUGUGGAACAAUAACGGAGACAGCGACAACAGCUCGCCCGGAAACGGGGUGUCGGAGAGCAACCAGCCCUCGCCGGUCUCUACUCCUUCAAGCAGAUCCGUCGAGCUGAACGGAUUCGCUGCACUCAGGGAUCAAUAUAUGGGGGCGCCGGCACCUUACCAGUACCUCCCGCACCUUCUGGGCUGCCCAGCUCACUCGGCCCUGCUGCCCCCGCAACUCCGAAGCUUCGACCCGCAGUCCCACGGCCUCCUCAUCAGCCAGCUGGUCUCGGCCGAGGACCUGGAGCCACUUGGCACCCCGAUGCUCAUCGAAGACGGGUACAAAGUGACUCAGUCGGAGCUCUUUGCGCUGCUGUGCCGCCUGGCCGACGAGCUGCUUUUCCGCCAGCUCAGCUGGGUCAAGAAGUUGCCGUUCUUUGGCGAGCUCUCCAUCAAAGACUACACCUGCCUGCUCAGCUCCACCUGGCAGGAACUGCUCCUCCUCUCCUCUCUCACCGUCUACGGCAAGCAGAUCUUUGGGGACCUGGCAGACGUCACCGCGAAAUACUCCCCCUCCAACGACGAGCUCCACAGGUUCAGCGAAGAAGGGAUGGAGGUGAUGGAGCGUCUUAUCUACCUGUACCGCAAGUUCAGCCAGCUGAAGGUCAGCAAGGAGGAAUACGCCUGCAUGAAAGCCAUCAACUUCCUCAACCAAGAUAUCCGAGGCCUGACCAACGCCUUCCAGCUGGAGCAGUUGAACAAGAGGUGUUGGUACGUCUGCCAAGAUUUCAUGGAGUUCAAGUACCCCCAUCAGCCCAACCGCUUCCCCGAUCUGAUGAUGUGCUUGCCGGAGAUCCGAUACAUUGCAGGGAAAAUGGUGAGCGUCCCGUUGGAGCUGCUGCCUCUCCUCUUCAAGGCUGUCCUGCACUCCUGCAAGGCCGGCGUGAGCAAAGAGUGAGCAGCCUCCUCGGGAGUAAGAGGAGGAGGAGGAGGUGGUACACGCAAUGGACGGAAUGGCUGCAGCUGGGCAGUGGGUAGCCUUGCUGUUGCGGCAGGAAUCUUUGCGGGGCUGGUUGCUUUCUCUCUCUCUCUCUUUCUUUCUCGUUCUUUUCACUAUUUAUUUCACGACAAAGUUGAAUGUAUAAUCUUCAACCCCCCGCACACGGCGUUUCGUCCGAUUGCGCAGCCGCUGCGUCCUCUCGCCGUUUACAGAAUGUGAAGAUGUUUGUUAACAGUGUUUUUUUUGUAGGGUUAGACUUCUUUUUUUUACCAGGGCGAUAAUUUUUAAGACUACCUCAAGGGGCAGCUGCUGUGCUCGUUCCUCUCUUUCUGUGUUCAUUCUCGGAGGCCAGAAUCUGCUCUCCCCUAGAGAAAUGCCAUGUUUUGUGGCUGCCCUCCUCCCCCCCCCAAAAAAAUCUCUUCUCAGAACACCUCAAAAUACACCCUCUUGGCACUCCAGAACCAGACGCCACUAACCCCUCACCACUAAAGCACAAGGUUGCAAGGACGAUGGCCGAGUCUCAGCGGGUGCGAUGGCAGCCCCUUCCUCGUGCCGCCUGAGGGGCUCUGCUCUACAGUUGAAACUCGGGAAAUUAGAAUAUACUAGCUGGCACCUGCCACGCAUUGCUGUGGCUCAUCCUUAAUUCCAUUCCAUUUACAGGUGGAACUCGGGAAUUAGAAUAUUGUCGAAAAGUGCAUUUAUUUUAGGAACGCAACUGACUGUUUUUAAUUUCCCUUUUCAUUUUGAAAGGAAUGAAAUGCCACCGGAAUAAAACUGAUAGUUACAAUCAUACAAAAAACUUUCUUUUGGAAAUGCCACCGAAAUAAAACUGAUAGUUACAAUCAUACCAAAAACUCAACAAAAGUCAACAUCGCUAUGACAUUUCAUUCAUUACACUAGCUGGCCCUGCCACGCGGUGCUGUGGCUCAUCAUUGAUUCCAUUCCAUUUAUAAUUGACCCGCCUAAUUGACAACCAAUCGACGCUUUGCAUGUCACGCAUCUAUCUCACAUACCGGUUUCACCUUUUCAGUUGCGCCACUGAAAUCAAGGCACUCUUCGAUGCUAUUCUAAUUUUCCAAGUUUCACCUGGACAUUUUGGAGGCUUGGCAUCUUUCUAGGGGAGAUCCUGAUAUACAGGUUGGCCCUGGAAUCGCAACCGCAGAACUGAGCAUCAGGGGGAAACUCUCAGGUCCCUCUCCCCACCGCCAACCCAACCUAGAGCUUCCUUCGACCAUUGGCGUUUUGCUUUGUGCGGGCGGGGGGCUCCCUUUGCUAACCCCCCCCCCCGCACUCGACGCUGCUGUUGCUGAUUCCAGCAAGCUCAAACAGGUAAACGGCCCCGCAGCGGCCAGCUCUUUUUGUGUGCGUCACAAGACUGGCAUUCGCGCCCUUUUCCUUUUCCCCAUUGCUCCAAGUAGCAUUUGUAAAAAAAAUCCACUCCCCGCCACUUUGAAAAGCCUUCUGCUUUGACACGAUAUACCUCAAGGGGUAGUGGGGGUACACAAGUGUUGCGUGUCUUGUUUGUCUGUCUUUGUCGCAAAGCUAGAACUUGCUGCCUACCAGAACGAACAUUGGUGUUAUUUUUGUGUUGUGUGUUUUGCUUUAAAAGGGUGGGGUGGGGAGAGCUGUCCAAAAUACCUCCGAUUGACCUAUUAGUUACCUUCUGGUUUGCUGCUUCUACUUAGCCGGGAUUCUAUACAUUGCACAAGACUGCGGAGUCUAGCCCAGGCACCCCCAAACUGCGGCCCUCCCGAUGUUUUGGCCGACAACUCCCAUGAUCCCUAGCUGUAAUGAUGUGGGCUGCCUUCUCACGAGUAAGACACUCCCAACUCGGUGCCUGGUUUUGACAGAGUUUUAUUAUACAGGUGAAACUCGGAAAAUUAGAAUAUCAUCAAAAUUUGCAUUGAUUUCAGUAAUGCAACUGAUUAUUAUUUUAUUUAUCUUUCAAUUUUGACAAAGGCUUUCUUUUGGGAAUUCCACAGGAAUAAAACAAAUUGCUACAAUCAUACAAAAAUCAACAAAAAUAAACUUUGCUAUUGCAUUUCAUUAAAUUAUAAUAUCGUCGAAAACUGCAUUGAUUUCAGUAAUGCAACUGAUUAUUUUUUAUUUUUCUUUCAAUUUUGACAAAGGCUUUCUUAUGGGAAUUCCACAGUAAUAAAAAAAAUAGCUACAAUCAUACAAAAAUAAACAUCAGUAUGACAUUUUAUUAAUUACAUUCCAUUUAUAAUUGACCCGCCUAAUGACAAAUAAUGACAAUUAAAACAAAUAGUUGCAAUCAUACAAAAAUAAACAUUGCUAUGACAUUUCAUUAAUGACACUAGCUGGCCCUGCCACGCGUUGCUGUGGCUCAUUAAUCCCAUUCCAUUUAUAAUUGACCCCCCUAACGACAAAUAAUUACAAUUACAAUAAAUCAAGGCUUGACAUAUCUUGCUUUGCAUGUCACGCAUCUAUCUCAUAAAUUGGUUUCACCUUUUAAGUUGCGCUACUGAAAUAAAUGCAUUUUUCGACGAUAUUCAGCUUAUAAGCUGCGCUACUGAAAUCAAUGGACUUUUCGACAAUAUUCUAAUUUCCCGAGUUUCCCAUGGGCUUUAUUCGGUCGCAGACCAGCAUAAGCAAAACAUUUCAAUAAAUAGUAUAACAAUAGGAAUCAUAGCAAAUAAUUAGGAAAUAAAUGGGGGCCAAAACCAACCGUAGAGUAAAACAUAGACAUAAAAUACUGAAUUAAGCAUAGAUGGAUAAGCAUAGGUGGAUAAAAGUAAUUAGAGGGAUUAAAGGACUCCUUCAACAGCUAUAAGGGAUGGGGCUUCAAUAAUUCAGAUCGAACAAUCUGGGUCAUUUUAGGACUGAUUUGUAACAUAGACCAUCCUUCGACCAAUAUCUGUCAUGGCAGCGCAGAAUCUGGCGACUGAAUACUGUAUUUUUCGCUCCAUAAGACGCACUUUUUCGCUCCUAAAAAGUAAGAGGAACUGUCUGCGUUUUAUGGAGCGAAUAUGUGGUCCCUGGAGCCGAAUUGUCCACGGGCGAAAAGCAGAUCGUGCUUUUGGGGGGGGGGAGAGCUAGAGGCUAACAAGAGGGAAAGAAGGUGUUGAAAGGAAGCCACUCAGCAGCUGAUUGCAAGAGAUCGGGAGGGAGAUGAGGGACGCUAGCUCCCUUCCCAGCCCCACCCCCUUGCCCAGGCCUCCAUUGUUGAAUGUUCUGCAGACAGAGGCUGUUUGUUUCCCCAGCGACAUGUGACAGGCUGAUUAGAUUAUCUGUCUGGAAACUGUAGAAAUGGCUCCCUUUCCUAGAGAAGCUGCGGAACUGUGAGUUGAACCCCAUAAAACAGGAUUUUUUCCCUGCAAGGUAAGCUCAGCAACUUUGAGCUUUCCCCCUUUGCAAAAAAGCUGCAACUGUGAGCUGACCCCCCCCCCCCAAAAAAAGGGCUUUUCCCAUUUGCAAAAGAAGCUGCACAUCUUUGAGCUGAUGCUCAAAACAAAAACAUGGCUUUCCCCCUUUCCUCCUCUAAAAAUUGGCUGCGUCUUAUGGAGCGAAAAAUACGGUGUGUGACUUCUGGGCUUUCAUCCUGUAGUAAUAGGGAGGCGUGUUGUUCUGAAGCCUCUAUUUAAUGUCUGGGAGCAGGGUGAGGCCGACUGAAUCCAGGCGCACACACCAAAGGCUAAUGCAGCGAGCCAGGAGGUAACUUGGGCUGUCAUAAAUUUAUCGUGCAACCAAGCCCCACGAUGGCUUGUUUGGUUUUGAAAACAGGGUAAAAGUGAAUGUAUAAUGCUUUGCAGACUCAGGUAUUGUGUGAAGAAAAUAGGAACCGUAGCUUUAGAGACGUAGGGACCAUAGUAGGUCGCUCGCUUAGAUGGACUGGCGGAUUUGGCUUGAAGGACACUGUACAAAGGUUGGAAUUCUCUCUCUGCGCUGUCUUUUGUUCGGCGGUCGUUUUGCAAAAACAAAAGGGGGAACUGUAUAAUAACACACAGGUGAAAUGGGGGAAAUGAGAAUAUCGAAAAGUGCAUUUAUUUCAGUGACGCAAAUUCUUAUUUUUCUGUUUUCUUUUAAUUUUGACAAAUGCUUCCUUUUGGCAAUCCCACCGUGUUAAAACAAAUAGUUACAAUCAUACAAAAAUCAACAAAAAUUAAACACCGCUAUGACAUUUCAUUCAUUACCCUAGCUGGCCCUGCCAUGCGUUGCUGUGGCUCAUCAUUCAUUCCAUUCCAUUUACAGGUGAAACUCUGAAAAUUAGAAUAUCGUCGAAAAGUGCAUUGAUUUCAGGAACGCAACUUCUUAUUUUUUAGUUGUUGUUUUUUUGACAAAUGCUUCCUUUUGGAAUCCCACCGUAAUAAAACAAAUAGUUACAAUCAUACAAAAAUCAACAAAAAUUAAACACCGCUAUGACGUUUCAUUCAUUACACUAGCUGGCCCUGCCACGCGUUGCUUUGGCUCAUCAUUAAUUCUAUUCCAUUUAUAAUUGACCCGCCUAACGACAAAGAAUGACAAUGACAACCAAUCAUGGCUUGACAUAUCUUGCUUUGCAUGUCACACAUCUCUCUCCUAGAUUGGUUUCCCCUUUUAAGUUGCAUCACUGAAAUAAAUGCACUUUCCGACGAUAUUCUAAUUUUCCGAGUUUCGCCUGUACGUUUACUUCUUUUCCGCAGUGAACUGAGCCCAAGCGGCUUAUGGUAUACCAAAUACAUACUGAAAUAAAGAGCACGUCAGUCAAAUUCCUUAAAUGGCAACAGUCCCAACAAUUUGGCAAACGCAGAAUAAAUUCAAUUAUCCCCCCUCCCCCCAAAAAAUAUAUACCUGGGCUUAUUAAGUACACAAAUACAAAACAGAAAUGGAAGUUUACUGACAAUAAAGUUUCUUCUAAGGAGCCUGGCUUAAUGCAGUUUGGCGGUGAGGGGCAGGUGACAUACAGGUGAAACUCUGCAGAACCAGGCUGACCCACAGUGCAAGCUUCUUGGGCCCACUGCGGCCAGGAAGCCAAGUUGACAUCCUUCUCCCUUUCCCCCUUCGUCCCGAGCUGAAAUUCCCCUUUUGCCAUUCAGCGGCAGUCCUUCAAACCAACAUUUCCUCUUGUAUUUUGUUUUGUUUUAUUGCUGUUUAUAAUAAACUUGAACUUCUUUUUUUAACCUUUUAAUAAAGAUUUUAUUUCUAAAUAGGAAAAAACAACCAAAAAAGGUUGUGGGGUGGAGGGGGAGCCAUUGAUACCCCCUAUCCACCAACCAACCAACCACCCCACCCGAGCCCCUUGGCCAGGGGUCCCCAAAGUUACCUCGCCGAGGGCCGGUGACGUCAGCGCCGAGCACGCACCCAUAUGCGGUCGCCAGAACACCGGAAAUCGCUUGUGCCCAUGUGCAUGGGCCUCCCCCGGACAUGCGCCGGAUAGGACGCCUGCCCAUGCGCACGAGCUAUUUCCAGCGCUCCCGGCGACCUGGGCGGGGGUUGCCGGGGGCCGGAUAAAUGAGCCUCGUGGGCCGUAGUCUGGGGACCCCUGCUCUACCAGCUCUGCAACUACGAGUCUGUAGAGAUCAGGAGGGCCGUGGAAUUCCCUCUUCCUUGGCCUCUGACAUGGCAGAAGGGGAAGAGGGUGAUGGGGGGGGUGGUAACUGAAGUUAUGACGCGGGUAUUUUUUUUGUAUCUCGGGUGAUGCCAGUCCAAAGGAACGCUCUGUCUCGCGGCAGCAACCUGCGGGGGGUUUCUGUGGGUUCUCUGCGCGCCGAAGCUCAGGGAUAUGUAUUUAAACUGAACCCAGGGAAACCCUCCCCCCCCCCGUUGCGAGAAGCCCCUGUCUGGACUUGAACCCGCCCCACUCAGGGCACCCAUGGACCUCGACUGAGCCGCCUUUGCGAUAUAGACGCGUUUGUUCUUUCUUUCGUAUGAUAAUGUUUUUUUGUACUAGUUGGCCGAUAACUUUAUUGACUCAAGUUUCCAUAACAAAACUACCUCUUCUCGUGGGACAUCCUGUUUUAUCGUCUCAAAAGGGAUUGUGGGGGGCGGGGAAAGAAACAGAAAAGGAACAAAGCAUUUAUUCCCCCCCACACACACUUCAAAAAAAACUAAAACUAAAAUAACCUUGCUUCCUCUUUGUACAUGUUUCCGAGCGGAGAUGCAACGGGAGAUUUUGGAGGGAACGCUGCUUUGUCAAACUUCUCCAGAGAUUCUCCAUUCCUCGUUGGUGCUGCAGGAGAAUUCUUUGCCUCCCUCUCCCCCCUCGGGGCUGUGUCAGAAGGAGGUUGCAUGUGGGGUGGAAUGAAUGGAAAAGACGCCUGGAAUAGAGAUGUAAAGUUUCCGGAAAUUUUGAGGGGGGGGGACCUUGGUUUUUCCCCGGGGAAAAAGUGGAAAUUUUCAGAAAAAUUGAAAUAAAAUAUAUGCUACAUUAGCACUUCUUUUUUCUUUUCCAGAUUGAAAGUCAUUCUGUUACUUUAGAAACAUAAAAUAUACAGGUGAAAAUCGGAAAAUUAGAAUAUCAUCGAAAAGUGCAUUUAUUUCAUUAACACAACUUCUUAUUUUUUAUUUUUCUUUUAAUUUUGACAUGCUUGCUUUUGGAAUCCCACCGUGUUAAAACAAAUAGUCACAAUCAUACAAAAAUCAACACAAAUAAACAUGGCUAUGACAUUUCAUUCAUUACACUAGCUGGCCCUGCCACGCGUUGCUGUGGCUCAUCAUUAAUUCCAUUCCAUUUAUAAUUGACCCGCCUAAUGACAAAGAAAGACAAUGACAACCAAUCAAGGCUUGACAUACCUUGCUUUGCAUGUCACGCAUCUAUCUCAUAGAUUGGUUUCACCUUUUAAGUUGCAUUACUGAAAUAAAUGCACUUUUCGACGAUAUUCUAAUUUUCCGAGUUUCGCCUGUAACACUGGGCAAUUUUAAUGAGCAUAAAAUGAUCACAACUAGCAUAUUAAAAAUUGAUUGUAUCCAAACAAUUAUUACAAACAGAAUAAUUGGCAGGGGGUUGGACUGGAUGGCCCUUGUGGUCUCUUCCAACUCCAUGAGUCUACUAGCUGACCCGCCAUGCGUUGCUGUCAGCCAUAUGUCAGGAAUGCUUUGAUGGUGGUUCCUGCUUGGCAGGGGGUUGAACUGGAUGGCCCUUGUGGUCUCUUCCAACUCUAUGAUUUUGUGAUGUGAACAAAAAACCCCUCCACAAAACCAUUUUUAAAAAUCCAGAAGUAACAAUUAUUCAUAUUUCCUCUCCGCAGUAUUUAAUUUUUAUUUUUUUCAAUUUUUCGGGGGGGGGGGGGACCAAAAAAGGCUUCAGGAAAGAUUCCGGGUUUUUUCCUUGCCUUCACAUCUCUACUCCCAGCCGGAGGGAGGGGCGGGCAGCAGCAAUGCCUCAUGACCAAACAGUUCUGCAACAUCUUUCCCCCUACAAUCCCUUGUACAAUCAGGGAAAAGCAGGGUGUCACCACGACGUAACAAAUAGUGAAUGUUUAGCUGUUAUGUUUCGACAUGCUUGGAGCCGGAGCCAUCUGCACUGCAGGACAGCGACAGUGUUCUGACCCAUGCGGCGAAAGCCCAGCAGCCUCGGCUCUGAAGUUCUACUCCAUGACUUGACUACCUGUGGAAAUGUGACCAACAAGUGUUAAAUGCAUGUGUUAGAUAUUUGAACUAAUAAAUGUGAAAAUGGUUCUGCACCGCUUGGCUUCUUGAGCGUCCUUUCUGUUGACUGCUUCCUUCCUUCCAUGUCCCACACCAGGGCUAGGCAACCUAAGGCCCGUGGGCCAGAUGCGGCCCAAUCGCCUUCUCAAUCCGGCCCAUGGGCGGUCCGGGAAUCAGCGUGUUUUGACAUAAGUAGAAUGUGGCCUUUUAUUUAAAAUGCAUCUCUGGGUUAUUUGU
Messenger RNA from Zootoca vivipara (common lizard), 9627 nucleotides. Lineage: Eukaryota; Metazoa; Chordata; Lepidosauria; Squamata; Lacertidae. The record is from RefSeq and is a predicted model, not a curated record.